Mus pahari (shrew mouse) is the source of this 3675-nucleotide messenger RNA. It is a transcript of the gene Bcl2, whose product is annotated as BCL2 apoptosis regulator. Gene Ontology annotation, molecular function: protein heterodimerization activity; protein homodimerization activity. Gene Ontology annotation, cellular component: mitochondrial outer membrane. The record is from RefSeq and is a predicted model, not a curated record. The transcript has 2 exons. Bases 1413 to 2123 code for a protein of 236 amino acids. NCBI's taxonomy places the organism in Eukaryota, Metazoa, Chordata, Mammalia, Rodentia, Muridae. Gene Ontology annotation, biological process: intrinsic apoptotic signaling pathway in response to DNA damage; negative regulation of intrinsic apoptotic signaling pathway; extrinsic apoptotic signaling pathway in absence of ligand.
GGUCCCCGCCGAGCCGCUGCCGCCAACACCGAGGUGCCCCGGCCCUCCCUAGCCGCAGCCGUCACCGUAGAACCGGCUGCGCGGCGCGAGCACGAGGAGGCGGCCGCCAGCGCCGCCCGCAGCGGAGGAGGAGAAAGGGUGCGCAGCCCGGAGGCGGGGUGCGCCGGUGGGGUGCAGCGGAAGAGGGGGCCGGGGGGGGGACUUCGUAGCAGUCAUCCUUUUUAGGAAAAAGAGGGGGGGCAAACCCUCCCCCACCACCUCCUUCUCCCGCAGCGCACCACACACAGUGCGCGGGCUGCUCCUUGGGCACCGGCGGCCCCAGCGCGUCCGUGCCUGCGUUUAGCAAGCUGCUUAUUUUUUCUUUUCCUCUUUCGGAAAGCGCUUUGGCCCUUCGGAGUUUAAUCAGAAGAGGAUUCCGGUCCCCGUCCACCAGCUCCUCCAUCGUCCCCUUGGCGUGUCUCUCUGCCCUGGAGGUCUGAAGCGGUCCGGUGGAUACGGAUCCAUGCCUGCGCUCCAGCGUGUGUGUGCGCGAGUGUAAAUUGCCGAGAAGAGGGGAGACUCACAGGACUUCUGCAAAUGCUGGACUGAAAAAUUGUAAUUCAUCUGCCGCCGCCGCCGCCGCCGCUGCCUUUUUGCCCCGCUGCGGUGCUGUUGAGAUCUCUGGUUGGGAUUCCUACGGAUUGACAUUCUCAGUGAAGCCAGAGUGUGAGGACCCAAUCUGGAAACCCUCCUGAUUUUUCCUCCACCUAGCCCCCAGACCCCAACUCCCGAUUCAUUGCAAGUUUCAAAGAAGCUUAUACAAGGAGACUUCUGAAGAUCGAUGGUGUGGUUGCCUUAUGUAUUUGUUUGGGUUUUACCAAAAAAGGGGAAACUUGACAGAAGAUCAUGCCGUCCUUAGAAAAUACAGUAAGUUCUUUGCACAGGAAUUUGGUUUAAUGUAACUUUCCAUGGACUCGUUUGAAAUACUUUUUAUUCAAGUGCAUUCAAGCAAAUUUCAUUUCCAGACAGUUUAAUGCAUUUUUUAACGUGUAACUUGUAGCGGAUAUACCUUUCUUACCCUAAAUAUAUAAAGGAAAACACACCUGAUUUUAACUUCCUAGGUCGUCCCACCUCCUCACCUUUCAGCACUGCGGAGGAAGUAGACUGAUAUUAACAAAGCUUAAUAAAUAAUGUGCCUCAUUAAGUAAAAAGCAGAAAGGAAUUUGAAUAAAAAUUUCCUGCAUCUUAUGCCAAGGGGGAAACACCAGAAUCAAGUGUUCGGCGUAACUAAAGACACCCCUUCAUCCAAGAAUGCAAAGCACAUCCAAUAAAAGAGCUGGAUUAUAACUAUCCUUUUUUUUCUUUCGGGGCCGUGGGGGCGGGAGUCGGGACGUGAAGUGCCAUUGAUACCUGCAGCUUCUUUUCGGGGAAGGAUGGCGCAAGCCGGGAGAACAGGGUAUGAUAACCGGGAGAUCGUGAUGAAGUACAUACAUUAUAAGCUGUCACAGAGGGGCUACGAGUGGGAUGCUGGAGAUGCGGACUCGGCGCCCCGGGGAGCUGCCCCCACCCCUGGCGUCUUCUCCUUCCAGCCUGAGAGCAACCCAACGCCCGCUGUGCACCGGGACACGGCUGCCAGGACAUCUCCUCUACGGCCCCUCAUUGCCACCGCUGGGCCUGCGCUCAGCCCUGUGCCACCUGUGGUCCACCUGACCCUCCGCCGGGCUGGGGAUGACUUCUCUCGUAGAUACCGUCGUGACUUCGCAGAGAUGUCCAGUCAGCUGCACCUGACGCCCUUCACCGCGAGGGGACGCUUUGCCACGGUGGUGGAGGAACUCUUCAGGGAUGGGGUGAACUGGGGGAGGAUUGUGGCCUUCUUUGAGUUCGGUGGGGUCAUGUGUGUGGAGAGCGUCAACAGGGAGAUGUCACCCCUGGUGGACAACAUCGCCCUGUGGAUGACUGAGUACCUGAACCGGCAUCUGCACACCUGGAUCCAGGAUAACGGAGGCUGGGAUGCCUUUGUGGAGCUGUAUGGCCCCAGCAUGCGACCUCUGUUUGAUUUCUCCUGGCUGUCUCUGAAGACCCUGCUCAGCCUGGCCCUGGUCGGGGCCUGCAUCACUCUGGGUGCAUACCUGGGCCACAAGUGAGGUCAACAGACCUGCCCCAAACAAAUAUGCAAAAGGUUCACUAAAGCAGUAGAAAGUAUAUGCAUUAUCAAUGAUGUACCAUGAAACAAAGUUGUGAUCUUUUUUUAAAGCAGAAUACACACACACACACACACACACACACACACACACACACACACACACAUUCAGGCAAAUGGUCGAAUCAGCUAUUUACUGCCAAAGGGAAAUAUCAUUUAUUUUUUACAUUAUUUAGGGAAAAAAAAGAUUUAUUUAUUUAAGACAGUUCCACUGAAACUCCAGGCUUUGAAAACCAUACCAGGAAUUGCCAAGAAACAUGUGGCUCCACCUGCUGGCCUGUGCCUGUGGUCAUGGAUCUGUUUUCCAUAUUGGCCAGACUGGCCUACCAUCUAAAGAGCAAAUGGCACAGGACCCUGACUGCUGGGGAAGCCUGUAGUCUGGCUGCUAGAAGCUGUGGAGAAGGCUUCAAGGUGAUCUCUAUACACUGGCCCUGGGGGCCAGGAUGCUGGAAGGGGCAGGUGCCUACAAGAAAGCCUGGUCUUCCUUGGACUGGAGAAGGGACUUUUGUAUAUGACUCACAUGGUACACACCCAGUCAGAGGACAAAGGCUGGAAACGUCAGAUGAACUUGGUACCCACUGAGACUUCCCUGCUGAAAGACAGUGAUGGGAAAAUGCCCUUAAUCAUAGGAAAUUAUUUUUUUAAGCUACCAAUUGUGCCGAGAAGCAUUUUAGCAGUUUAUAUAAUAUCAUCCAGUACCUUAAGCCCUGACUGUAGAUAAUCUAUAUUUUGGAUACACACACCCCUCCUCCAAUACUCACUCUGUCCGAGGAGGAAACAAAGGCUUCUGGAUUCCAGGAAGUGGAUGUGUGACGUCUUCUUCAGCAUCAGGAAGAAUGGGGUCACCUAGCGCUUCAGGCAGCCACAAGUGCCUGCUUUAUGGAGACCAUCAUCUGCAGAACCUCCCUGUGGCUCAGCAACUUGGCCUGGGCAGCCUGCCCUGAGUGUGACCCUCACCAGCCUCCUCACCGGGUUUGGAACAGACCAGCUGGUCUCUUGAGUGUCCGGAAGUUCUCAGAGCUCAGACUUACCCAGUAAGAAAGAGCAAUAUCGAGACUCAUGUACCGGGGUCUGCUACCCUCAGGCCCACCAGGCUGGGCCUGUCUGGAGCAGGAGAGCUGCUCUUCCUAAGACACUUGCCACUGUAGAGAGGAGAAAGCAGGCAGUGCCCGUCCUGCCUGAGGGCAUAGCGAAGGCAGGCGCACCACCUCACAAGAGAAGAAGCUGGGUGGUGCUUUAGGCGGCCACAGGUACCUGCUGGCAGUGCUGUCACAUUUAAAGCAAGACUUUAAGUUACUUUGGCCAUAAAUCCUAAGGAAGCACUGAAGCAAGGUUCAUGGAGUCGAUGACUCAUGUCUAUGGAUUUACAUGUAAAACAUUAUCUUGUUGUAGUUUGGUUUUAUUUGAAAAUCUGACAGAGAGAGAGAAUAAAAAGUUUCAGGUAUGUAUAGAAUGUGGAGAUUAUCUAUACAUCCUGGGGCCAAAAAAAAAAAAAA